Molecule: messenger RNA, 657 nt
Organism: Talaromyces marneffei
Lineage: Eukaryota; Fungi; Ascomycota; Eurotiomycetes; Eurotiales; Trichocomaceae
Exons: 3
Coding region: 1-657 (218 amino acids)
Biological process (GO): mitochondrial electron transport, NADH to ubiquinone
Source: RefSeq, a predicted model, not a curated record
AUGUUCUCCUCAGCAAGAGGCAGAAUUGCCUCCGCCGCCAUCUCGGCAUCCCGCUCGUCGGCACGAGUUCCCUCCCGAGCCGCCUAUUCCAUCACCACCCCUCGCUGGUCCGACAACGCCUCUAUCCCGGCCAACGACCCGACACCCAAGAAGUCCGUCCCCAAUGUCUCCGCGACCAAUGCCGUCCCCGUCGACUCGAUGGGUGCUUUUGACGCAAAACUCGUCGAGAAGCCUGUUGAGGGAGAACAGAACCGCCAGAUGCAGGCUCCCAAUCGUGCGUCGACCUGGGCUCAGAGCCAGGAACCACGAGCGGAGGCUAUGACUGGUCCGCGGUUUGAGCAGACUAUUUUCGAGCUUCAGCCUCAACCAUAUGCCGCCAUUGAGCUGAUUCACAAACAACCCGUGCGAUGGACAAAGGAGCGAGUCGUCUCCUGCGAUGGCGGCGGUGGCCCUCUCGGUCACCCUCGAGUCUUUAUCAACACUGACAAGCCCGAAAUCGCUACAUGCGGAUACUGCGGACUUCCUUUUGCCCACGAGAAAAACAAAGCAUACCUCAAAUCCCUCCCCAGCACAUCCUACCCUCUCGAGCCAACCGGAAACCCCGCUGAGGUUGAGGAGGCUCAACGAAUUACCGAGGGAGGCUAUGAACAGCGAUAG